Molecule: messenger RNA, 432 nt
Organism: Paramecium tetraurelia
Lineage: Eukaryota; Ciliophora; Oligohymenophorea; Peniculida; Parameciidae
Exons: 1
Source: RefSeq, a predicted model, not a curated record
AUGGGAAGUUCAUGCAUUUCGAAUUAAAAGGAUUCUCUUUUUGAAGAUGUUGCUUCUGUAUAAAUAAACUCUAAAGAGAAAGGAAUCUAGGGUAUCAACCAAACAAUCAAGGCCAAUUUCUAGUAGGUUAAAGUAUUGAAGGAAACCUUAGAUGAGGGAAUCUAAAUCUCCAACAUCCAGACCAUUGUGAUUCGACCGAGAUGCGAAUCAGAAAGUGCCAAAAUAAUGAGCGAUUUAAUCAAGUUCGGCAAUCAGAUCACUAUUAUAUCAAAACGAAUGCCAGAUAGCCCUGUUUCGAGCAUGAAAUCGAUUUCUAAAAAAGGGAUUCUAAAGAACAAAUAAGAGAUUAGUGUGACUAAAUCAGCAGAUGGAGACGUGUUCUUUCCAUCCCUAUACAGAACUAGCGGCAAAAACAUCAGAUUCAAGGGGUGA